CUUCAUUAUGCAAGCUUAUGUGAACUCGAUUGCUUCAUUAAAUACCAGAAAUAGUAAGUUAGGGAUUUAGAGUUCUUUAAAAUUACAUGCAGAGCUAACCCUGAAUAGACCCUGUGUAUAUGGAGAAGCGUAAAAGACUAUCGAAUACUCUAAAUAAGAUAUAUACCUCAAAACAGACAAAAUACGGGAUGCAAAAAUUAAAUCGAUCAACGGAUCGAAUGAAUAAAAAGGAUGAGAAUAGAUCACCUCCUAAAGUCAGAAAGGAGGACAUUGUUACUCAAGCGCCUGCCAUAAUGGAACCUCAAAGAGAUGAGGUUAUCCAAAGAGUUGCAGAAUACCUCAAGACUCCUAUUGACGAUUCCUAUUAUCCAACAGAAAUUUGAAUCUACAAUCCUUUCAUCUAUAAUGAUUGGAUCUCUAGUAAUCCUAUGAAGCUACGAAGUGGGAAGAACUUUGAAGCAAAUCUCCAGUGAUACACAGAUCUUAGAGAAAAUCUAGCGACGCCGAAGAUGUUACUUCCUAGCUUUGAAAGUAAAAAGACGCUGGUUCUUGAUCUGGAUGAGACUCUUGUCCACUCCUCCUUCGCCUCAACACCAGAAGCUCAGAUUAUAGUUCCUAUUGAGAUAAAUGGGAAUAUUCUUGACAUAUAUGUCCAAAUCAGACCAGGUGCUAAAUAUUUUAUUGAAGAGGUGUCAAAGAUUUAUGAAGUUAUCAUAUAUACAGCUUCAAUAUCCAGAUAUGCCCAACCUCUUAUUCGGCAAUUAGACCCAAAAGAACUUUGAAAAUACCAUCUGUACAGAGAACAUUGAACAAUCUGUGGAAGUUCCUUUGUCAAAGACCUGGCUUUCCUUGGUCGGGAUUUAAAAGACGUUAUAAUAAUUGACAAUUCGCCUAAUGCUUAUGCGUUUCAGCAGGAAAAUGCUAUCCCAAUAUCAUCUUGGUAUAAUGACCUCUGUGACACAUCUCUGUAUCAGAUAUUGCCUAUUCUGCUGAAGUUGUCCAAAGUAGAGGAUGUGAGGGAGUACCUCCCUCGUAUAGUUCAGAACGAUAAGUUAAGCAUGUUGAGUGCUUACAAGGUGCUUGGGAUCGAUUUUGGAAUCAAACAUGAAUAUGAAGAACUUCUUAAUACUGUGCUCAACGAUUCAAAAAUAGAGUCUGUUGAGAAUGCACAAAAUGUUUCGAACACUCCAAAUCUUACAGCCACUCUCAAAUCGCUAGCUCAUAAUGGGGAUGACUCCUGAGAGGAGCAAGGGAAUGGAAGAGUCAGUGACUCCAAUCGAAUUGGUAAAGAGGUCGUCUUAACAAACGUUAAAGGAAGUCAUCCAAAGAAAUUAAUGAUAAAUACAUGGGCUAGCACAGGCAAUUGAUUUAAGAUAAUUGCUGAUGAUAGUAUUAAUGCUUCUAAAGUUACAAGAAAAUAAGCUGGACAAGCUUUCAAGUCCCACUCUGACUCAUAGGAGGGUCAGAAAGAAACUAAAUCGCUCUCAAGAUUAUAGCCAAAGAAGUCUGGGAAAUCGUAAAUAUAGUAAGAAGAGAAAAAGUUCAUGCAAAAUUAAGCUUAGGAAUCCGAAAGCAAGGGUCUCUUUAGCUUCUUCCAGAGAAGUAAAUAGACAUAAUCAACUUAACGCCUCUCAUUACUUGCCAAAGAACCAUAGCAUAAGUAUUUUCUCAUCGAAAUAAGACACAAAAACUCAUUAGAAUCCCAACAUUUGAUUCAAAAUAAGCCCAGAAACUUAUCAAAAACAAGCUCUAAAAACAAGCGAAUCUCACACCCUACUCAUAAACCCAUGCUCUCUACUCUUAAAACACCUCUCAAGGGUCUUAUCUCAUCUCCAAACUGCCGUUUAGCCCCUUCCAACCCUACGACUCAUCCUCAACCUUCCCUCCAAAACCCCCAAAUCCCUCAAAUAUCAGUUUCCUUCACUCCAUGUGACUCCAAACCCUCCAAAAAGCUCCAAAAGCGACGUAAAAAGAAGAACUUGCCUCAUCAGACUAUCAGCAUGAGCAAUCCCUUUAAAAUCACUUUAUAG
Moneuplotes crassus is the source of this 2030-nucleotide messenger RNA. The record is from the annotation of a GenBank genome assembly. Lineage: Eukaryota; Ciliophora; Spirotrichea; Euplotida; Euplotidae.